This is a messenger RNA of Cotesia congregata, 1185 nucleotides long. The record is from the annotation of a GenBank genome assembly. Lineage: Eukaryota; Metazoa; Arthropoda; Insecta; Hymenoptera; Braconidae.
AUGGCGUUCGCGGGACUUAAAAAGCAAAUUAACAAAGCUAAUCAAUAUAUGACGGAGAAGAUGGGCGGGGCUGAAGGAACAAAGCUUGAUGUAGAUUUUGUUGAUAUGGAAAGAAAAACAGAUGUAACUUGUGAACUUGUUGAAGAACUACAAAUGAAAACAAAAGAAUUUUUGCAACCGAAUCCAACUGCAAGAGCUAAAAUGGCAGCAGUAAAAGGAAUAAGUAAGCUAAGCGGUCAAGCUAAAGCUUCGACUUAUCCACAACCUGAAGGUGUUCUUGGUGAUUGCAUGCUACUUUACGGCAAAAAAAUGGGCGAAGAUAGUAUUUUUGCUCAAGCUUUGAUAGAGAUGGGAGAAGCGAUGAAACAAAUGGCUGACGUAAAAUACUCUCUUGAUGAUAACAUAAAACAAAACUUUUUAGAACCUCUGCACCAUCUGCAGACCAAAGAUUUGAAGGAAGUUAUGCAUCAUCGAAAGAAACUUCAAGGACGUCGGUUAGAUUUUGAUUGUAAGCGUCGACGGCAAGCAAAGGGUUCUCAUGUUUCAGACGACGAGAUUCGUCAAGCUGAAGAGAAAUUUGCCGAAAGUCUUCAUUUGGCCCAGAUGGGGAUGUUCAAUCUAUUGGAAAAUGAUGUUGAGCAAGUGGCCCAGUUAGCUACUUUCAGUGAGGGUUUACUCGAAUACCACCAACAGUGCAUUGAAAUACUUAAAGUUCUAACCGAAACGCUAUUAGAAAAGAAAGACGAGGCAGCCAAUCGACCAAAACUGGAAUUUGUUCCCAAAACAUUAGCAGAUCUAAAUGUGGAAGGAUUGUCCUUGGGAGACGGAAUGAACGGUGGGAACUUCUUUCUUCACGGAGCAAGUCGAGCUGGGUCUCCGGUUCACGGGGACGGGAAGCGCUCUCAGCUCGAGCUAUUUCCGGCCGGAAACCCACCGCAAUCUACCAAUGCGUCUCCAUUGCCAUCUCCUAGUAAAUCACCAGCAAGAACGCCAAUGCCUAAACAGCCUUGUUGCACGGCACUCUAUGAUUUUGAGCCUGAAAAUCCUGGUGAACUUGGAUUUAAGGAAAAUGACACAAUUACAUUAAUCCAAAGGAUCGAUGACAAUUGGUUUGAAGGAAGUGUAAAUGGUCGUACAGGAUUUUUCCCUGUGUCAUAUGUUCAGAUUGUUCAGCCAUUGCCAUAA